AUGGUCUACUAUUUCACAAGUAACGUAAUCUCGCCAUCGGCGUACAUUUACAUGGGCAAGGACAAGGUCGAAAACGAGGACCUGAUCGCUCACGGAUGGGAAGAGGAUGUCUGGUUCCACGUCGACAACCUUUCCAGUGCCCACGUCUACGUUCGUCUCCCCGAGGGAGAAUCAUGGGAGGACAUCCCGAAGCCGCUUCUGGAAGACUGCGCACAGUUGACCAAGGCAAACUCGAUUGAGGGCAACAAGAAGGACAACAUCACAAUCAUCUACACACCAUGGUCGAACCUGAAGAAGGACGGCAGCAUGGCCACCGGCCAGGUCGGCUUCAAGGACCAAAAGAAAGUCAAGCGUGUCUACGUCGCAAAGAGGGAGAACCCCAUCGUCAACCGCCUGAACAAGACAAAGGUUGAAAAGUUCCCAGACUUCAGACAAGAGAAGGAAGACAGAGCAAGAGAUUUGAGGAAGAAGGACCGGACUGUCAUUGCAGCAAAGGCAAAGGAAGAGGCUCGAAUCGCAAGAGAAAGAAAAGAGUUGGCAUACCAGAGAGAUCACGCAUACGAUGAGUGGAACUCGGAGGAACAGGUCAUGGCCUCUAGCAACCAGAACCGCGACUCGGACUGGGAGGAUGACUUCAUGUAGGGAAGACAAAUCAACGAAACCAAAGGUAGUCGAGAUAUCAGAGUCGUAAGUCAGGUGAAUGACACUCUAGCGUUAUUCUUCGCGCAUAAUUCGACCAAGCACACCGGCUCUCACGUCCUCCUGCUCGAGUACUCGAGUAGUUACUGUCUCUGCUCUGAGCUUCUCCACAUUUCGGGAAGCGCGUUCUAGCCAUCUUCUGAGUGUUUGUUUUCUCUUUCGUCUUUUCUCCAUCAACCCUUUGACCAACGAGCUCAUCAACAAAAUGGCCAAGUCAUCUCACGCUGAAUGUAUUGCCACACCCACCG
Messenger RNA from Aureobasidium pullulans EXF-150, 947 nucleotides. RefSeq names its product DUF814-domain-containing protein. The transcript has 5 exons. The record is from RefSeq and is a predicted model, not a curated record. Lineage: Eukaryota; Fungi; Ascomycota; Dothideomycetes; Dothideales; Saccotheciaceae. Bases 1 to 642 code for a protein of 213 amino acids.